Alligator mississippiensis (American alligator) is the source of this 12885-nucleotide messenger RNA. RefSeq names its product potassium calcium-activated channel subfamily M alpha 1 (gene KCNMA1). Gene Ontology annotation, biological process: transmembrane transport; potassium ion transport. The record is from RefSeq and is a predicted model, not a curated record. The coding region runs from base 53 to 3925 and encodes 1290 amino acids. Gene Ontology annotation, cellular component: postsynaptic membrane. NCBI's taxonomy places the organism in Eukaryota, Metazoa, Chordata, Crocodylia, Alligatoridae. The transcript has 33 exons. Gene Ontology annotation, molecular function: large conductance calcium-activated potassium channel activity.
UGCUUCCCGGCCCCGCUGAAUCGCGCCGGGCUCGCGGCUCCCAUGGAGGGCGAUGAGGAAGAAGCGGAAUGAAUGGCAAGGGGAAGCGCUGCCCCUGACCAGCGGCAUCUCCGCGCGCAUCUCGCCGCCCGCCCGCCCGGCAUCUCGUAUUCCGGUCACUGCGAUCUGCUGUAAGGAGAGGAUGGCAAACAGCGACGCGGCCUCGUCCCCCGUCCACGUGCCCAAGAUGGAUGCGCUCAUCAUCCCGGUGACCAUGGAGGUGCCCUGCGACAGCCGCGGCCAGCGCAUGUGGUGGGCGUUCCUCGCCUCGUCCAUGGUCACCUUCUUUGGGGGACUCUUUAUCAUCCUGCUCUGGCGGACCCUCAAGUACCUGUGGACGGUGUGCUGCCACUGCGGCGGCAAGAGCAAGGAAGCCCAGAAAAUUAAUGGCAGUGGGGACACCCAGGCUGAUGGCACCUGCAAACCUACGGAUGAAAAAGAAGAGACUGUGGCAGCAGAAGUGGGCUGGAUGACCUCUGUAAAAGACUGGGCAGGAGUGAUGAUAUCUGCCCAGACUUUAACUGGCAGAGUUCUUGUUGUCUUAGUCUUCGCUCUUAGUAUUGGUGCUCUUGUAAUAUACUUCAUAGAUUCGUCAAACCCAAUAGAAUCCUGCCAGAAUUUCUACAAAGAUUUCACAUUACAGAUUGACAUGGCUUUCAACGUGUUCUUCCUUCUCUACUUUGGCUUGCGCUUCAUAGCAGCCAAUGACAAGCUGUGGUUUUGGCUGGAAGUUAACUCAGUGGUAGAUUUCUUCACAGUUCCUCCAGUGUUUGUGUCAGUGUAUUUAAACAGAAGUUGGCUUGGUUUAAGAUUUUUAAGAGCCCUUAGACUGAUACAGUUUUCAGAAAUUUUGCAGUUUCUGAAUAUCCUUAAAACAAGUAAUUCCAUCAAGCUGGUAAAUCUGUGCUCUAUAUUUAUUAGUACGUGGCUGACAGCAGCUGGGUUCAUACAUUUGGUGGAGAACUCAGGGGAUCCAUGGGAAAAUUUCCAAAAUAACCAACCGCUUACAUAUUGGGAAUGUGUUUAUUUACUAAUGGUUACUAUGUCCACUGUUGGUUAUGGAGAUGUUUAUGCAAAAACAACCCUUGGUCGCCUUUUCAUGGUCUUCUUCAUCCUCGGGGGAUUGGCCAUGUUUGCCAGCUACGUCCCUGAAAUCAUAGAGUUAAUAGGAAACCGCAAGAAAUAUGGUGGUUCCUAUAGUGCGGUUAGUGGAAGAAAGCACAUUGUUGUCUGUGGUCACAUAACACUUGAAAGUGUGUCGAACUUCUUAAAGGACUUCCUGCACAAGGAUAGGGAUGAUGUGAACGUGGAAAUCGUCUUUCUGCAUAAUAUCUCCCCUAACCUUGAGCUGGAAGCUCUUUUUAAACGACACUUCACUCAGGUGGAAUUUUAUCAGGGUUCGGUUCUCAAUCCACAUGACCUGGCAAGAGUAAAGAUAGAGUCAGCAGAUGCGUGCCUAAUCCUUGCCAAUAAAUAUUGCGCUGACCCAGAUGCUGAAGAUGCCUCCAAUAUUAUGAGAGUAAUUUCCAUAAAGAAUUACCAUCCGAAGAUAAGAAUUAUCACUCAGAUGCUGCAGUAUCAUAACAAGGCUCAUCUGCUAAAUAUCCCAAGCUGGAAUUGGAAAGAAGGCGAUGAUGCAAUAUGUCUUGCUGAACUCAAGCUGGGUUUCAUAGCCCAGAGCUGCCUGGCACCAGGUCUCUCAACAAUGUUAGCCAACCUCUUCUCCAUGAGGUCAUGCAUAAAGAUUGAAGAGGAUACAUGGCAGAAAUACUAUCUGGAAGGAGUCUCAAAUGAAAUGUAUACAGAAUAUCUAUCUAGUGCCUUUGUGGGUCUGUCCUUCCCUGCAGUUUGUGAGCUGGUGUUUGCAAAGCUGAAGCUUUUAAUGAUAGCCAUAGAAUACAAAUCGGAAAAACGGGAAAGCAGAAGCCGAAAGCGCAUAUUAAUCAAUCCGGGAAACCAUGUCAAGAUUCAAGAAGGUACUUUAGGAUUCUUCAUUGCAAGUGAUGCCAAAGAAGUAAAAAGGGCAUUUUUUUACUGCAAGGCCUGUCAUGAUGACAUCACAGAUCCCAAAAGGAUAAAAAAAUGUGGUUGCAAACGGCUGAUCUAUUCCAAGAUGUCCAUCUACAAGAGAAUGAAACUGGCAUGUUGUUUUGAUUGCGGACGCUCUGAGCGUGACUGCUCUUGCAUGUCAGGCAGUGUACAUAGUAAUAUGGACACCCUUGAGAGAGCCUUCCCACUUUCUUCUGUCUCUGUUAAUGAUUGCUCCACCAGUUUACGUGCCUUUGAAGAUGAGCAGCCGUCGACACUGUCGCCCAAAAAAAAGCAGCGAAAUGGAAGCAUGCGAAAUUCACCCAACUCCUCACCCAAACUGAUGAGGCAUGACCCCUUGUUAAUUCCCGGCAAUGAGCAGAUAGAGAACAUGGAUGCAAGCGUGAAAAAAUACGACUCUACGGGGAUGUUUCAUUGGUGUCCAGGCAAGGACAUUGAAAAGGUUAUUUUGACUCGAAGUGAAGCAGCAAUGACGGUUUUAAGUGGGCACGUAGUCGUUUGCAUAUUCGGGGAUGUUAACUCUGCAUUGAUUGGAUUAAGAAAUUUAGUGAUGCCAUUACGAGCCAGCAACUUUCACUAUCAUGAACUCAAACACAUUGUGUUUGUCGGUUCGCUUGAGUAUCUUAGAAGGGAAUGGGAGACGCUACAUAACUUCCCCAAGGUUUCAAUCUUGCCUGGUACGCCAUUAAGUCGGGCUGAUUUAAGGGCUGUCAACAUCAACCUCUGCGACAUGUGCGUUAUCCUGUCAGCCAAUCAGAAUAAUAUUGAUGAUGCUUCGCUGCAGGACAAGGAAUGCAUCUUGGCGUCACUCAACAUCAAAUCUAUGCAGUUUGAUGACAGCAUUGGGGUCUUGCAGGCUAAUUCCCAAGGGUUUACGCCACCAGGGAUGGAUAGGUCAUCUCCAGACAAUAGUCCAGUCCAUGGCCUGUUACGUCAGCCCUCCAUCACAACAGGAAUCAAUAUCCCUAUUAUAACAGAGCUAGUAAAUGAUUCAAAUGUUCAGUUUUUGGACCAAGAUGAUGACGAUGACCCCGACACAGAACUGUAUCUCACACAGCCGUUUGCCUGUGGAACUGCAUUUGCUGUCAGCGUACUGGAUUCUCUCAUGAGUGCAACAUACUUCAAUGACAAUAUCCUCACGCUGAUACGGACACUGGUAACAGGAGGAGCCACACCAGAGCUGGAAGCUCUGAUCGCUGAGGAGAACGCACUGAGAGGAGGGUACAGCACACCUCAGACGCUUGCAAACAGGGACAGGUGUCGAGUUGCACAGCUGGCUUUGUACGAUGGGCCUUUUGCAGACCUAGGGGAUGGUGGUUGUUAUGGAGACCUGUUUUGUAAAGCGUUGAAAACAUACAAUAUGCUUUGCUUUGGAAUUUACCGAUUGCGGGAUGCACAUCUAAAUACACCCAGCCAAUGCACUAAACGUUAUGUUAUUGCAAACCCUCCUUAUGAGUUUGAACUCAUGCCGACAGACUUGAUCUUCUGCUUGAUGCAGUUUGACCACAACGCCGGCCAAUCCCGGGCCAGUCUCUCGCAUUCCUCCCAUUCCUCAUACUCUUCCAGCAAGAAGAGUUCAUCAGCGCACUCCAUCCCCUCAACGGCAAACCGACAGAACCGCUCUAAGACCAGAGACUCCCGGGAAAAACAGAAUGCCACCAGGAUGAAUAGAAUGAGCCAAGCCGAAAAGAAAUGGUUUACAGAUGAGCCGGACAACGCCUACCCCAGAAACAUUCAAAUCAAGCCCAUGAGCACUCACAUGGCCAAUCAGAUCAAUCAGUACAAAUCUACAAGCAGCUUGAUACCACCCAUCAGAGAAGUUGAAGAUGAAUGUUGACUCCCCAGAGAAUGGACUUUUCAGGAAAAAAAAAUCCACCACAGGCCCAGCCAGCUUCACAAAUGGUGACGUGACAUUUAUGCCUCUCACAUGCCGAAUCGCCAGUGGAAAAGUUGCAAAGGGCAACCGCUAUGGCAAAAUAAAGUAGACAUCUGUUUGUCUGCCUUGAUUAUGGCUUCCAUGUAUUUUGGAAACUCUGUCAUUUAUAAAUGAACAUAAUCAAAAAUAGUCAUGUAUAGCCUCUAGCGUUUAAAAUUAUUUUUAUUUAUUAGACAAAAAAUAUAUUUUUCUUUUUUUCCAUGGUAAGGUACUUACCCUUAACACCCCAGUUAUGUGGCCAGACUCCUAAUCUUCACAACAAAGCCACUCUUUCUCUGUUUGUCUCUUAGGAGAAUGAUGGUCACAGUUAUUAAACAAUGCUACUAAAAGAGAGAAAUGAGAUACUAAACAAAGCCCUACAUGUAUUUUAAUAAAUCCCAAAGGAAGGGAAAAAAACCAACAUGUUUCUUAACUAGAAAAAGUGUAUUUUGUUCUGCAUCAGCACCAGCGCUUAAUAAAUUACAACUUAUCUAUUUUCAAAGGACAAAGUCAUAUUUUUAUAAAUUUAAACAGUUACUUCCACUUUGUGAGCAUUUCCUUACCAAAUUUAGUAAAGCUUAACCAACACAUAAUCUAAUGUGCCAAUCCCUUUCAGGACCAUAAUGUUAGCCCAGACACCAGAAAUAUUCUGUCAGGUUUACUUACAAAGCAUUAGUAUAACACACAGCACAUGAGUUAGCUCUUCAAAGUGGAGUUCAUUUAAAAUGUGCAAUACUGCUGUACUUCCAAAGUCGCAUCUUACUAGAAAACCUGAGUCCAUGUAAGAAUACAACCUUGAAAACAUCUCCCCCAUAGCCAGGUGUUUAAUUAAACAAGUGUAUUCUUUUUUGAGGCAUCAGUAACACAUUAGUCCCCUCCAUUGUAAACCCAAGGUAUUUAACUAAGACAUGAAUUAAACACAAUAAAACCAGGGCAAGAGUGCAAAGUUUAAAUCUGCUUUGACCUCUGCCAAUGGCUUCUCAUCUCUGCCACCAAAAGAACCCAUGGUCCUUUGGGUGAGUUCAAGUCUGGACACAAACUUGGCUGUUCAGGAUCAGCUGUGUCCUCACAUGUGGUUGCUUGGUACUUGCUGUCACAAAGUGAUGUCUCUCUUCAGAAGUACCUUAUGCUCUUGUUCUAGGUUGCCUCAGUUCCACAUAUAAAACAGUAAAAACUCAUAAGGCACUUAUUCAAUAGUAAACUCUGAGAAAAAACCUAUACAGACCUGUUUGCACCUACCAGUUGCUUAGUGGCUGACAAAAUUUACAGACAUCAAAUAAAAUGAUGAUCACUGCUACAGACACACAAGUGUUCUUGCCAAUUUACUAACUAAAUCUCAUCUGAAUAACUGAAAAAAAUAGCAAGUAGGUGAGGGAGUGAAGGGAAAAAAAGGACGCUGUGUCAGAGAAGAUAGGAACCCAUUUUACAAGAUCAUUGUUGCUUUCAAUAUUGGGCAAAGUAAAAAAUCAUUAAAUAAGACCAGAUACUGUCAUUAGAUAAGCAGUAUCAUCCAAUAGGGCAGGUACCACACCUAUGAACUUAUGCUAGAACAAACAUCUAUAAUGCCAUACUCCAACAUUUUACCUAAACUAUCUUGGCUUCUAUGUCUGUCUGCUGGCUGCAGUACAAAUAUAACCCUGCUGCCACUUAAUAGGCUUUGUUUUCAAGUGCAUUUAUGGACUGACACUAAUUUUUCUUAUACACACUUCGUAGAAUUAGUUACAAAGGAAAAUAAACUCUCCUAUGCUAUAUGUACAAUUGGCUUGCUUAAAAACUAUUUAGAAUUGCUCUCCUACAAAGAAACACAUUUACUUAAGCACUUUUUAUUAAUCCUGUUUCAUAGUAGCCAACUGCAAAGAAGAAACUGCUGGAUUGGCUGAGAACCACUUCAGCUAACAGCAAAUUCCCAUUUGCAUUCCAAUCUCACCACAGAUCGCUUUCCAUCUUAUGUUGCCAGCUGACACUCUUUUUUCAUUUGUGUACUGCCACAGUCUUAUUACCCAAGCAAAAUGCUGUUCUCAAUACCAGAAUCAUCAUCAUCUAAAUUUGUGUUCAAGAUAGGCAGACACAUUUGAACUUUAUAGGCCUCUGUUUUAUAGACAAGUAACAGAAAAUCCUUCUCAAAGCCUUCAGUCUUAGAAUACUUAAAUCGUGCUGUUUCUAAGCAUCCUUUCUUUCAGAAAGACACUUAUCACAUAAAUAAAAAAUAAAUAAAACUACUACCUACACUGCUCUGGCGUAUUGAACUACAUUAUCCUUUAACUGUAAUACUCUUGACACCACAAUGCCCACAGUAACUUAGCUUAGGACUUCAGAUAAACGAGAUUGAUUAUGCUUUUUGAUUGCUGCAAUAUCCAUUUAUACUAAUCAAAGAAUGACUGAGUGACCAUAACAUCUUACUCCUCCCUUGCAUUUAGAAGAUCAAGUUUGCAUUUUAUCUGUUUGUACCUAGGCAUAUCAAGGAACCUAAGGUUGAUUUCAUACCCUUUAUACAAUCAAUUAAAUCAGACUAGCUCAAAUAUGAUACCUUCUGUUCAGCAGAAUCAAUUGUGCUUAAGUUACAUGCUGGACAGAAAACCUUCAAACUUUAAUUAGUCACCUUUAACCAGAGACAGAGUCCAACUACUCAGAAAACUGACCCAGGUGAUGGAAAGCCAAAAACAAGCUCUUUGCACACCCCAGACUGAUUACAAGCAACAUAUGAAAUGCACUGUAUAAGCAAGGAUAUAGAACAUUUUUACUGAAUUAAAAUGCAUGUCUAGAAACUUAAUUUUUUCUUCCAAUCUAGUCAGACUUUAUAACACUUCCUAUCUGUUCCCUAUCUCCCACCCCAAAAUUGGAAUUGUCACACCAUCCAAAAUUCAUGCAUCCUUGCCAAAACAACAGGCCAUGGAAUUUUUGCACCGAAAAGAUGAUGCGCUUUCUGGAAUUCCAGCUGCCUUCCUUUUGACCCAAGCAAAAAUACAAACACAUACCCUUACUCCACAGUUAAGCACUAAAUACACUUCUACAUCUAUACCACAAGAAAUGCAAAAAGGAUUUCUCCUGAAUGCCAGACAAAGACCUUCCAACUUGCAGCACUUACUUUCCAAACUCAAAUUAUUUAAGACAGAGCCAUGUGAUCAUUCACCUGCAAGCAUACAAGAUUCCCAUGGCUAUCAAUCAGAGCUCCGAGGUUGGGCAAAAGGCAGCACACAGACAGUCUAAAGAGAAAAGAAUCUCACUGCACUGUCCACUGAAAUAUGCUGCUUUUAGGAAUUAAACUGAGAUAGCUGCAUGUGUUUCCCCAGCAUCUGGAACCAAAGAGUCAUCUACACCCCUUCAAAUCCAGUUAGUAUAGCCAUCUAAGUAUACUGCUGUGGCAGGCUAACUUUGCUCAGACAGAGCUAUCUGAACUGGAUACAGUGCCGCAUAACUGAUGCUAUGUUACUUCUGACCCUGAAGAUAGCCUACAGCUACCUCCCAAACCCAAAACAGUACAGCUACAUUCUGGUGGGGCCAGCCAGCAUCACACCUCAUUCUUCAAAACUAAGCAGGAUGCUGUAAGAAUGGUCAAGAGCAAAGAAAGGCACAAUGUCUGGGAACAGUUUUUCAGAUUUGAACAGAAAUCCCACUUCAAGGACUCUUCAGAGAAACCGGAAGAAAGCCCUAUAAUUUAGAAAUGACUCGCACUGAAUGUCACUAGAAACAAAGGCACUCGUUAACUAAUAGGGUAGGCCUCACACUUAAAUGCUGUGAACAACAUACAUUAGGCUUCCAACAUCAAUUUCUCUUAUAAAGAUGUAAAAAUGUCCUGAACUGCUCAAGCAAGUCUCCAAAACAUGAAAACCUCCUGUACACUGAAGUAGCCCUUUUCAUUUAAAAGCAAUACCCAAACAGAGACAAAGACCAGAAUGCAUAUGCAUCUGUCAUUUCAGUUACCUAGAACCAUCCUGGCUUUGACUUUCCAAGUUCCUAAGCUGCAUCGAGAAAACAAAGUAAUUAGAGCAGGAUUUGGUCUAUGACAUCUCUCCUUCACCUGUAUCAGGAUGCAGCCUCACUGCUCUAGGACAUAUCAUAACUCAUAGUCUGCUGCUCUCUGUCUACAGAGAGAUGCACCAAUAAACCUACGUUAGGACAUAAGACAAUGCCAAGAGAGUUCCUCAGGGUAAAAGACCUUACAGUCAACUUCUGUUAUGCCAAAUGGAAACCUAGUGGAUACAGCUAAAGGCACAAACAAUUGCCAGAGAUACACAUACUAAUUCAGAGACAGAGCUAGGAAAAAAGACCCUUGGCACUAGGACAACAUGACAGUGGCCUUUCAUCCAUCUCUGCACCCCACAUAGAAGGAUUUCCACAUUUGCUCUCUAUAGGAUGACAAGGAGGAAAAAGGCAAGGAGGUAAAGAAGGAGGAUUAUCUACAGCAAGUCUAAAACCUCUCACAGGUUUCAUGGAGCAGCUUAUGCCUUUUUAUAGCCCAUGCACUGGUGUAACAGCAGAUAGAAGUGAAGAUGGUGCUAUCCCAAAGAAAGAGUAAAGGUGCCUUGUGCCAAGGUUUGCACAUUUAACCUAAAGAUGCUGAAAGACUCAGGCUUCAGAGAUACAAUGAGAACAUAUGGACCUCAACAAAAUAGGUAGGAAAAACAUGAGGCAAGCUGUGUAUGAAGAAUAACAUGCUUCCUUUGAAUCUACACCUGAGUUAUCUGCAUCAUAGAUUCAUAGAUUGUAAGGCUGGAAGGGACCUUGGAAGAUCAUCAGGUCCAGCCCCCUGCACCAUGCAGGAAAGACUCCAGGUGACCCCAGCAAGGUGACCGUCCAGUCUCCUCUUGAAGAUUUUCCAGGGUUGUCGAUUGCACCACCUCUGGAGGGAGCUUAUUCCAUAGUCUGGACACCCUGACUGUGAAGUUUUUCCUAAUGUUGAGCCUGAAAUGGUCUUCCAGGAGCUUGUGGCCAUUACUCCUAGUUUUCCCCAAGGGUGCCCUGGUGAACAGUUGUUCACUGAGCCCUUGAUGUACUCCCCUGAUGUAGUGGUAAGCUGCUACCAGGUCCCCUCUCAGCCUUCUCUUCGUCAGGCUGAAGAGUCCCAGGUCCUUCGGCUUUUCCUUGUAUGCCUUGCCUUGCAGGUCUCUGAUCAUAUGGGUGGCCCUUCUCUGGAUUCUUUCAAGCUUUACCACAUCCUUGUUAAAGUGCGGCGCCCAGAACUGGACGCAGUACUCCAGCUGUGGUCUCAUCAGUGCUGAGUAGAGCGGAAGAAUAACUUUCUUCAUUUUGCUGGAGAUGCAUCGAUUGAUGAAUGCCAGAGUAUUAUUUGCCCUGCUGGCUACAAUGUCACACUGCUGGCUCAUAUCCAUACCGUGGUCAAUUAUUACCUCUAGGUCCCUUUCAUUUGUGGUGCUGGUCAGUUUGGUGCUGCCAAGCCUGUAGGGACUGUUCAUCCCCAGGUGGAGCACUUUACAUUUCUUGAUGUUGAACUUCAUCUGGUUCCGACCCACCCAACUUGCCAGCCUGUCUAGGUUCACCUGUAUCUGUAGUCUGUCUUCAGGCGUGACCACACUUCCCUAUAACUUGGUGUCAUCCUCAGACUUGGCCAGUGAACUCUUCACCCCCACAUCCAAAUCAUUAAGAUGUUGAAAAGCACUGGACCAAGCAUUAACCCCUGAGGGACCCCACUGGCCACUUCUCACCAGGAUGACACAGCUCCGUUCAUUAGAACUCUCUGGGUCCUACCCUGCAGCCAGCUUCGUACCCCCUUAACUGUCUCACAGUUGAGCCCACGAUCCUCCAAUUUUCUUGUGAAAACAUCAUGGGAUACCAGAUCAAAGGCUUUUUGGAAGUCAAGGUAUACAAUAUCAACCUUCUCUCUCUUCUCCAGGUGGCGAGUUACCUGAUUAUAAAAGAAGAUGAGGUUGGUAAGACAAGACCUGCCCACGAUGAAACCAUGCUAGCUGUCACUCAGAAUCCUACCUUCUGCAAGCCUAUCACACGUAGACUCCUUAAAUUAAUUUUUCCAGGAUUUUCUGCCAAGUUAUAUAUGUCUAAUUCUUUAAUUGAUCACACACAAGUUCUACAGCAGUAGUAGGAAGGCAGUCAUUCCUACCCUGCUCAUUCUGUACUCUAUCUGGCAUGACUGUCCCCUUGGCCUGGUGAAAUACCAAAGCAAAGUAGUCAUUCAGGAGUUCAGUUUUCUCCUGAGUGUCAGUAUCCAGAUGUCCUGAGUUAUUAAGCAAUGGCCCCAUGCUCCCAUUUGUUUUCCUCCUGUUUCCUACGUAUUUAAAGAAGGACUUCUUGUUGUCCUUGAUUCCCGUUGAUAAUUUAAGUUCAGUUGCCACCUUAGCCUUUCUAAUCUGAUCCCUAGAAGUGAAGGCUGUUGUUGUAUAGUCCUCCUUGGGGCCUGUCCCAAGCUUCCAUUGUUUGUAUGGCUCUUUCUUAAGAGGACCAUGAUUUUCCUGUUUAGCCAAGAAGGUUUCCCAGCCCUUUUGCUGCCUUUCCUCUGCAUGGGAAUGGACUUCCUUUGUGUUUCAAAGAUCAUGUCAAAGAGGAAGGAAGCGCAGAGAUCUUUAAAAAUGAAGGUGGCUUCAUACACAAUACUACAUUAAAAUAAGGAAAGAAUCUGACUCUUCAAAGGCUUUACCCAUACAUGCACAAGAAAUCAGACAUUGAUAUACACCAUUGAGAUAACUAUUUGCAGAACAACUCUUAAAAAAAUUAAAGCAACUGAAGACAGAAAUGAUCAUGUGUAAAAGCAAUAACUUACAAAUGGAUAAUUACUCAUGUUUCUACUGCCUCUUUGCUCACUAUCUGAUUCACAGAUACUGCAUCCACUACCAUGUGACAGAUAUCCAGCAUGGUCUAAAUGAUGCAAUAUACAGGGACACAUACUUAAGCUCUCCUCCAAGGAGCAUCUUUACAGUGGCUCUGGGAAGGCAACAAGUUUCAGUGUGUACCUGAAUUGCCUUUUUGAGGAAUGUGUAUCCCCUCAUUUCUUUCCUAUUAAGAUGGCUUUGCAUUAAAAACCAAAACAAAAGAAACCAUACACCCACAGGGAGAGAAAGUGUGACUGCUCUGGAGAAGUAGUUUAUUGCAGGGCCUACAUACCUACCAAAUGUUGGAUGAAAGAAAUGUGAUCCAGGUCUAUGGGACUCCAACAGGGAAAUCCAAGGGAGCAUGUGCCUUCUACUACACUGUUCACUGACUUCCUAGCACUCUACCAAUCCAGAAAGUUCUGGUGCUUCUUUAGAAGGUGGUCCCAAAAGUGGCCUAAAUCAUGAAAAGCCUCAUACCUCAAGCACCUAUACAAAGCACUUAAGAACACACAUGGAACUGUUGUAUAAGUCCAAAAUGAGUCCCAGAGUCCUUGUGCACAUGCAGGUCAGCAUGUCUAUCAUAUCAUCUGGCCCAUGUGAAGAUCAAACUCAAGGGUUAGAUGUUAUUCUACCAUUGUUUCUCAUGGAGCUAUGGAGUUUAUAGAAGCAUGCUUUCAUUUUCCUCAACAUCUUGAAAACAUUGGCAGUGCAGUCAUAAGCACUAUCAUAAAACAGGUGCAUUACCUAUGUGCAAAAUGCACCACUUUUGUGAAGAGCUGACCCUAAGUAUUCGAUACUACUUAAGUUUGAGAUGUACACUGGGAUUUAUAAUCUACAAGGUUCUGUAUAGGGGAAAGCUCAUUGCAAAACAAGAAAAGGUACUAUGCUAAAAUUGAAAAAAGCAAAUAAGCUGAACCUUUGCAGGCACCAAAGAGAAAUUCAUUGCAGCUAUGUUCUCAUAGAAAUUUGGGAAAUCAUCAAAUAAUCAUAGAAUUCAUUUCAAUCUUUGACUCAAAGGAAAGUAAAAGAAGUAUACACCUUGUGGGUCAAGUUUGAGGCUCAGUUCAUCUCAGCUGAUUCUUCAUCAUCAUUCUAUUUUUUGCAUUUUACCAGCUCCACCCUCACUGUCUUUUCCAUUCAUUACACUUCUUGUCCUGGUUCACUGACAUUUAACAUGCAUUCACUUGAACUAAAUUACACAUCUCACACCUUGCACAACCAUUUACUGAUAUGGCAAUGUUAAACAAAAAAUGAUGCGUGUACAAUCCAUAGUAGACUACAACAACAAAUAUCACCUUUAAGUAUCUGAGUCAAUAAAGCAUAACUGCUCUAUUACAAAACUACUACGAAAAUUAAAAACUACUAAUAAUUAGUUCCUAUCUAGAGACAGUAUCCUAAUUACCCCAUUUAUAAUCCUAAUCUAUAAAACAAAGAGGUUGAAAGAAAGUCUCCCACUGGUUAAUUCAGGGAAUUUAGGGAUAGUCUUCAUGGGUUUAAGGAUGGAUGUGCUCAAGCAUAUAGAAAUAAAAUGAAGAAACAAUUUUCUGAAACAAAUAAUAUAUUUUAACAAGUUCUAACCUGGAAAUGGGAAGAUUUCAGAUGUCUCAAAGAAUGUAGACAGCUUCAUCAAAAAUCAUGUUUAAACCCAAGUUGAGAAUUCUCUCCCACCAGACACGCUCUCUUCACUGUAUUCUUUGGGACACACGGAUUUCAAAAUGAAAAAUGACAGCCUUAAAAAUUGUGUGAUUUCAAAUUUCACAUUCUAGUGGCUUCCAAAGUUGGCCUUGUCUUUCAAAUCACUAUACACAUAUGAAAUGUGCGCAAGCAUUUUUCUACCUAGCCAUUCCUCAUAAUAAGGCACAGGAAAAAUACAAUGGUAAAGAAAACCAUUAAGUUAAACAAGAAUAAGGAGCAUGGCUUCAUCGUUCCUAUUUUUAGACAGGAUCGGCAAUAGAGAACAAAGGCUUGUGCUCAGAAACUUUGUCCUAUGUAAUAUCCAGUAACUAAUAUAUUGUCUUGUAAAAAGGGUUUGUACAUAACUUGUACAUGGUUUCAUUUUGUAUUUUUCUCAAAUUAAAAUGUAUUUGUGCUCUAACUCAA